This is a messenger RNA of Symsagittifera roscoffensis, 3975 nucleotides long. RefSeq names its product protein patched homolog 1-like. The record is from RefSeq and is a predicted model, not a curated record. Bases 554 to 3634 code for a protein of 1026 amino acids. Lineage: Eukaryota; Metazoa; Xenacoelomorpha; Acoela; Convolutidae. The transcript has 20 exons. Gene Ontology annotation, cellular component: membrane.
UUGCAGCAAACAUACCAAACCGUUUUCAAAUAAGACUUUGGAAUUACUCCACGCGUGUUUUUAUUUCCUCUUACGCUCAUUUCAAAUUAAACGGUGUUGUAAAAAAAAACGAAAAAGAGGAAAGAGAAGAUUUUUCCUAGUUUUAUGAGAGUAGAGUCCGCUUUUUAUCGUUUGAGAUUCGAAACUGAUUACUUGGUUUUUCUUAAUCUGAGGAAGCUUAUUAAAUUACACUUGCGGUAGCAUUUGACAGUUUAAUCUUUUAAUAAAUGGUUUAGAGUUACAAAAGCUUUUUGUCCAUUUGCUCCGCGGGGAACUAACUUCAAAUGCUUUGAUUCUUUUAUCAUCAGGAACAAAACGAUUUUUUUCGGAACCUUUUUUGUCCUUCCUGCUUUCGGAACUGAAGAUUAGCGUCCUGUAAAACUCAAAUAUUUUGCCCGUUAUUUUGGAAAUUGCUAUUUUGAUUGGGCUCAUCUAAUCUUUGGCAACAAAAAGACUUUGAUCAGCCAAACAUGUGAAAAACAACAGGUGAUCAAAUCUUACCCAGUGCUUUAUAAUGUCUAAUACUCCUACCGAUGAGAAUGGCUGGCCCGAGGUGGAUUCGAACCAAACUCCUCGGGAGGAACAGAAAGCAGAAUCUCCCUCGUCCCAAACUCCUCGGGAGGACCAGACAGCAGAUCCUCCAUCGCGCCAAAACAAAUCAGCGAAUGAAAACAAACCAUUAAACCAAAAUGGUCAUUCGGUUUUAAAUGGAAAAGCAACGGAAGCUGAAAAAAGCGCAGAGAACGAAGACGAAGUGGAUGACUCGUGCAAUGCAUGCAAUUGCGCCUGCUUAGAAAAUUGCAGCAACUUCAUAACGAGCAAAAUCGAAGCCUUCUUUUUCAAGGUUGGCGUAUUCAAUGGUAAGCAUCCCUGGGCGGCAAUUCUAAUUGGUCUGGCUUUCUUCCUCCUGCCCCUGCCUGGAUAUUACUUCUGGUACGAGGAGACAGACGCCGCCAAACUAUGGGUGCCACAGGAUUCCAGGGCCAUCGAUGACAGAGACGCUUCCUCCGUAUGGUUUCCUGCACUGCUCCGGGUCUCACAGGCACUGAUAGUGUCCAGUAAUGUCCUCACGGCGGAUAUCAUGCAGAAGGCGCUCCAGCUGGACCAGAAUAUCAAGGCUGUGUCUGUGUCCAUAAACAGUAGUCUGGAUGAAACUUACAGUGGCAUCUGCUACAAGGCUGGACCCUACUGUCUACAGGCUUCAUUCCUGGCAGCCUGGAACUGGGACAGUACAACUGUUAGCGGAUUAAGUGACAACGAUGUUGUGAAUAAAGCGAACGCGAACCCACUUUUGAGCCUCGAAACGAAUCAACCGAUGAGCCUGGAUAAUCUGCUUGGUGCUCUUGAUGGAUCGUCACCCUCCAUUGUUGGAGCCAGUGCCAUGACUAUGACCUACUAUGUGGCCACAGUGGACUUGGUCGACUCAGAGCCAUACGUGAAGGACUGGGAGUCUAAAUUCCUGGAUGUGUGUGAGACGAGCGUGGAUGGUCUGCAGGUGUACCGGUUUGCAUUCAGGAGUCCCACAGACAUCGGCAGUGGGGCUGUGCAGGACGAUGUGCCGUUCCUGUUCGCGGGAUACGCCCUCGUCAUCUUGUUCCUCUUCACUACCCUCGGAAAAUUCAACUGCAAGGACCAGAAGGUCUAUCUGGCAAUGACGGGCAUUCUGUGCGUGGUUCUGUCUAUCUCCAUCUCAUUCUCCUCCGCCUCGCUUUUCCAGAUGGACUAUGGACCCAUUCACUCGGUCCUACCCUUUCUGCUACUGGGUAUUGGCGUUGACGACAUGUUUGUAUUCGUGUCUGCUUGGGAGAAUCUGACCCCUCGAGAGAAGACACUUUCUCUGCCCGAGCGAAUCGGAUACAUGACCAAACACGCUGGAGUCUCCAUUCUGAUUACGUCACUGACCGACUUCUUGGCUUUCCUGAUAGGAGCAACAACCAUCAUUCCAGCUUUACGUUCGUUCUGUGUCUUCGCGGCUAUGGGAAUUCUGGGCAUUUUCUUCUUGACUCUCUUCCUCUUUUCGGGAGUUCUCGUCUACGAUCAGAGAAGGGUGGACAAUGGAAGGAAUGCGUGUUGCUGCUGUGUGCCCUUGGGAGAUGACUACCAACCCAGUCGUUGUAGUGAAUCUUCCAUUUCGGAGAAGAUUUUCAGCAACUAUGUUGCCAAAGGUCUCACUUUCUUGCCAAUCAAGAUCAUUGUAGUGCUGGUCACAGUGGGACUGCUGGGAGCUGGGAUUGCAGGCGUCGCCAUGAUCGAACAGGACUUCGACCCCAACUGGUUCAUCCCUGAAGGGAACUAUCUGUACGACUAUUUGGAACAGUCCGAAACAUACUUUCCAGGAGACGGAGAUGAUGCAUAUGUAUUCUUCGGUGACAUCGACUACUACGACAACUACGGCACUCUGCUGGGUCUUCCCGACCGACUGAGGAAUGAAGUGGAGGGCGUGGCAGACAACAGCCCGGAUUUUUACCUCACUGCAUUCGACUCCUGGAUAACAAGUUACAGUGGAGGGGUCGCAAACAUCACGACCAGACAAGAUGCAACAACAAAACUACCAAACAACCAACCCAACUUCGUUUAUCUGUUGAAGUAUUACCUGGCCAACGAUGGCCAAUCAUACGCCUCGGAAGUCAACUUCAACGCGGCUCAAGAUGAUAUCACAAGUUCGCGCAUGUACCUGGUGUUCUCUAAGAUGCCCAACUCGGCUAAGAGGAUAGACGCUAUGGACGGGGCCAGGGACGUGGUGGACUCGAUGGGGUUCGGGGACACCAAUGCAUUCGUCUACUCGGACGCAUUCCUCGUCUGGGAAGGUGACAAGGUGAUCUAUCUGGAGCUGUUCCGCAACAUAGGCAUGGCGUUCAUUGUGGUAUUCCUGGUGUGUAUGCUGCUCAUCGCCAACAUCGCCAUAGUGGUCAUGGUGCUCUCGUGCGUGGUGUUCACGCUGGUGGAUGUGAUUGGUUUAAUCCACUUCUGGGGAGUGACCAUUAACACAGUGUCCACUAUCAACCUCAUCCUGGCCAUAGGUCUGGCAGUGGACUACGCCGCCCACAUCGGACACGCAUUCAUGGCCACCGCCGGAUCCCGAAAGACCCGUACCCGCACCGCUCUCACGGAGAUUGGACCGGCAGUGUUCAGUGGAGGCUUCAGUACGUUCCUCGCAUUCGCUCCCCUUGCUAUAUCAACUUCAUUCGUCUUCGAGACAUUCUUUAAGAUUUUCUUCCUGGUCUGUGUGCUGGGCUUGUACCAUGGGUUGAUCUACCUUCCGGUGAUGAUGAGCUGGCUGGGUCCCGCGCCCUAUUCCAGUGCCCAUAAGCCAGGCCACGAUGACUCAUCGGAGCUAGGGGGAGAAGGAAGAGGAGGAGAAGUAGGAGGAAGAGGGGCAGACAAGGUAAAGAAAUCAGAGAAUGAAGAAUGGACUAACGUGAUGGAACUGAGCUCUAAAGAGCUGAGACAGAGUAAAACAGACAGAAAGAAAUCAGUAACAUGGAAUGGCAGCCCGGAAGCAAUUAAGGGUGCUAAUCAAGGGCCCAGAUCUAGGCCCACUUCCCCGGGCCAAGUGGUACCAAUGUGCCAAUUAGACGUACUUCAGACACGUUGAACUAAAAAUAGUCAACGACAAGCCAUUGAGUGCUCAGAAUCCAGUUCUAGCUGGUGACAAGAACCAAGUGCACAAAACAGAAGUGACCAGAAUGUAGAAUGGAACAAACAACAACAACACAACAAUAACACCUGUCACUAAACACUGUGAAAUGUUACGAUUGGACCUAGUCGCGGUCUUGAUCUUGAUCAAUCUCAAAUUUUAUAGCUUUCGACGCUGAAAUUUCGAAGCAAUUCUACUUCUUAGCAAAUGUAGCAAAACCCAUAUUGAUAAAAUCUCCGCAAUUUUCAGUGACUAUCAGCUAAAUUUUUUCAUCCGAAUCUUAAUUUAGCUUCAAGUAC